Messenger RNA from Cyphellophora europaea CBS 101466, 174 nucleotides. RefSeq lists its product as uncharacterized. Gene Ontology annotation, biological process: protein import into mitochondrial matrix; protein insertion into mitochondrial outer membrane. Gene Ontology annotation, cellular component: mitochondrial outer membrane; mitochondrial outer membrane translocase complex. The transcript has 4 exons. The record is from RefSeq and is a predicted model, not a curated record. NCBI's taxonomy places the organism in Eukaryota, Fungi, Ascomycota, Eurotiomycetes, Chaetothyriales, Cyphellophoraceae. Bases 1 to 174 code for a protein of 57 amino acids.
AUGGCCGGCAUGAUUCAGUUCUCCGAAGAGUCCAAGGAGCGCAUCUCUAAAAUCCUAGAUAUCACCCGAGAAGUCGUCCAUUAUGGCUAUCUACCUCUGAUUCUAUAUCUUGGCUUUACGAGAAGCGAUCCGAAGCCAUCAUUGAUCAACUUGAUUUCGCCUUUCGCCAACUAG